AUGAAUCAAUCAAGACAUUUUAUUGGAUCUAAUCCAUUGAACACCAAUUCCUCUUUGAUAAGAAGUAAAAGUUUUCAACAUAUUACCACUAACUAUCAUCAAUCAUCAAUAAUGAAAUUAUGGAAACAUGAACAUUGGAAUUUUAUUCCAUGGAAAUCUGAUCUAACAUUAUUUCAAAAUAAUAAUACACAUGAAAUGGAUCACAGAUCAUGGUUAUAUUUAAAUUAUAAUACAAAAUAUAUACAUGAAACAACAGUUUAA
Molecule: messenger RNA, 261 nt
Organism: Schistosoma margrebowiei
Lineage: Eukaryota; Metazoa; Platyhelminthes; Trematoda; Strigeidida; Schistosomatidae
Source: the annotation of a GenBank genome assembly